This is a messenger RNA of Neoarthrinium moseri, 1050 nucleotides long. RefSeq lists its product as uncharacterized. NCBI's taxonomy places the organism in Eukaryota, Fungi, Ascomycota, Sordariomycetes, Amphisphaeriales, Apiosporaceae. The coding region runs from base 1 to 1050 and encodes 349 amino acids. Gene Ontology annotation, molecular function: dioxygenase activity. The record is from RefSeq and is a predicted model, not a curated record. The transcript has 3 exons.
AUGUCUGCCUCGAAGAUUCCUAUUAUUGACUUUUCCGGGUUCUACUCGGAAGAUUCCGCAAAGAAAUCGGAAGUCGUGACUCAAGUCCGUGAAAGCUGCUUGUACAAUGGCUUCUUCCAAAUCAUCAACCAUUCGGUGCCCUUGGGCCAUCAGCAAGCCGCCCUCAAAUCAGCCAAAAAGUUCUUUAAUCUACCGCAAAAUGACAAGGAUAAGGUUUCAAAGAACAACAAUACGUGGAAUCGAGGUUAUGAGAUGCUGCGGUCUCAGAUCCUGGAAGAGGGAACCCAGCCCGAGCUCAAAGAAGGGUUCUACAUUGGAGCAGACCUCCCUGUCGACCACCCGUACUUCGUAGAGAAGAAGCUUAACAGCGGUCCAAAUCAGUGGCCACAAGGCUUAGGUGACGACCUUGACUACUUCCGCAAUAGUACUAUGGACUAUUACAACAAGUCUUUGGAACUCGCCAGCGAUCUUCUUAGAGUCCUGGCCCUGUCGCUCGAUCUCGAGGAGAACUUUUUUGCACGUUUCAUGGAUGGAGCAGUAGCGACCAUGAGGCUCUUGCAUUACCCAUCUCAGCCCAAAGACGCAGAUGAGAAGCUCACCAGGGGAAUCGGUGCCCACACCGAUUUUGGUGCUAUCACGAUGCUUCUCCAGGAUGAGGUUGACGGAUUGCAAGUCUGGGACCAGCGAAACCAAUCAUGGAUCGAUGUUGAACCUACGACAGGCGCCCUUGUCGUCAACUUGGGAAACCUGAUGGCACGCUGGACCAAUGAAAAGUACAAAAGCAACGUCCAUCGCGUCAUUAAUAAAUCAGGAAAGGAGAGGUACUCUAUUCCGGUAUUCUUGUCGGGUAAUCCGGAUUACGUCGUUGAAUGCAUUCCGACGUGCCAGUCUGCUGGCGACCCAUCGAAAUAUGAGCCAAUCACGGUACAGGCAGCUGUCUCGGCAGCGUACGCAGAGUCAUACGGACGAGCACAACUAUACAAGCAACAGUCGGGAAAACCAAUGGACAGUGAAGUGCAGGCAAAGCCUUUAGCGAGCGCAGCUUACUGA